AUUGUCGAAAAAAGAUAUUGAAAAGAGGUUACAAUGAAAUAAAAUAUCUGAAAUAUAAAGAGAUAAAAUCAGAAAGUAUUAGUUUAGUUAAAAGACAAAAACAUCUAUUAAGAUGACAAAGCCAAAGUUCCUGUCAGUUUAAGGCUCAUAUUGGGAAAGACGACUAGAAACACAAUAAAACACAUUAGAAUAGAAAACUUCCAGGGCUUAUACAUGAAACGUUUUUGCCAGUAAACAGUCACUACUGUCAAUUUUGGAAAGAUGUCAGUUCGUAUGUCAGUGUUGCAAAAAAAUGUAAGUCAAGUGAAGUUAAUUGCAUUCAUAUUCAGUUCAUUAUACUUAAAAAAAAAAGCCACAUAAUUGAUUAUUAUUAAAUGUACACAGAUUUCAAAUACUUUUUAACAUUUUUUUUUAGCAGAGUCUGUCUGACUGUGUGGCUUCUGGGAAUUAUUAUAAACCCUCAACUUUUUCAAUAAUAACACGUCAAAAAUCACAAUGUCACAAUCACAAGGUCCUUUUUUUGCGUGUUUAUCAUUCUUUCAGCUUUUUUGUGUGGGCGAGUGUGUUUCUUUUUUUUUGUGAGAUUCAGUGAAACCACCUCGAUGAGUAGUCGUCUAAAUCAUGAGACUGUUGAAAAGAUUCCCUGACGAUGCACAGUCAGGACUAAACUUCACAGAUUCAAAGUACUUUCAGGGCAGUUUCAACAGCGCUCCACUUUCACUGUCAUAGCUACACGACUGAUGAAAUUUAGCAGGAUUAAAAUGAGUAAUGUAUUUAUCUAUUGUUACGAAUUGCUGUAAAUUUACCAGUGUGUAUAAAUUCCAGUGUUAUAUCAGGUUAAUAAACAAAAAUUAAGCAGUUACAGUUCAAAGUGAGGAAGAUUUUACAUUGAGAUUAUCACUUGCUUUCUAUCUUUAUCCGUAUGUGUGUCACAUUUACCUUUAAAUCAACUUUUUAAAAAAAGAGGCGAAACAUCUUGAGUACACAAUCACAAACAUGCACCUAAAGGCCGCAAUCACACAAUAAGGGUACAAACUGUUUAUCACAUAUGUUCAAAUGAUGAUGAACCAAAAACAAAACAAGAGAAGGAAUAAUUACUCUGGACAUUUCCCUGAUAAUUUGAAUAGGAUCCUCUACAGGGAAUACAUCAGAAUGCCAUAUUAGGUUGUUGUUUUUUUUUUAACAGACUUCCUCUCUUCUUGUUAAUCAUACUGGUCACCACAAGAUGCUGAAACACAGCGAGUAAGAGAGAGAGAGAGAGAGAGAGAGAGAGAGAGAGAGAGAGAGAAAGGAAAAAACUCCAGAUCUAUGUGAAACCGAAAGCAAGAACAUGACUAGAAUAUAUAUAGUGUAUGUGCGGCUCAUUGAACCAUGAAGGUAUCUUGCUUAGACUCGAGUUCACUGCUCCUCCAAGAUGAAUGUUUGCUGGCUGGCUCUCAUCCUCCUUUCUGGCACACUGAGCUGUGUGGAGUCCACUGCUCGCCAGAGGAACAAAUACAACAACUCCUUUCGUCUCACGAGGUCCACUCGAACCCGUGUGCAGGAGGUGCUGAGGAAAUACAAAGAGCACCAGUUGGGGGAAAUUGAGAAUUUCGAGGACAGAAGCCGACCGUUGAAGGAUCUGCCUGUGCUUUCUACAGACUUCUCCGAGUGGCUGCAGCUGGCGGACUGGGACCGAUUGCAUGCUGCUUUCUGGGACAUGCAAGCCUACUGGGAUAAGCUGGAGUGGAAGAGAACACAGCUGGAGAAGGAGGAGAAAGCGCAGAUGGUGGUGCAGGCGACCCAAACCACUUUACCUCAGAGCAUCAAGCACAUCCAGCUGGACUUAAGGGAUCUGAUGAACCAAGUCAGCAGUCAGAUGAGACUAAUGAAGAGCUCCUGGAUUAAGCCGGUAUCUGCUACAGCGCAAACUCCCUCAAACCAAGACAGCAGUCCCAAAAAGUUAUGGGACAGCCGAGUGGAGGGUUACGUCAUUCUGAAGCAUCUAGACCUUUACCUCACCAAGCUGGCAAGAGACUUUCUUCUGCUGGCUUCGAAAACACACUUAUGACUCAGAACCGAAACUUAGACAACGCACGCUUGCACAGAAACAAACAAAAAAAAAAAAAAAGGAAGAAAGAGCUGAAGUGACACAGCGUUGAGGAGAAAUUUAGAAAAAGUGUUUAAUCGGUGCUUUAGUGAUGUUGUCAACACUUUCCACGAAGCUGAGUUUAGUGAGUCUGUUUUAUUUUUUAUUUUUUUACAUGAAGUAUUACUGUAUAUUUAUGGGCUUUCUUGGGUAUUUCCCAGAGUUUCUGUCUUCGCUCUAACUGUAAGUUUGAAAUAAGCAGAGACCUGACUUGCCAACAUCCUCUUUUUUCCCGCCCACGCCCUCAAUGCACUGGACUUUCCAAACACAUAUUUGCUAUUUAUUAACAUAUUUAUUAUCAUGCUAUUUAUUACAAAGUGGUUUGUUUUAUUUCUCUUGGAGAUACAGUGUUUUUAUGGAGGACAUUUUAUAUUUGGUAGAUAAAUACUGACGUGUGUGUCUAACAAUAAAGAGAUGAAGCAUUUGGAAA
Molecule: messenger RNA, 2558 nt
Organism: Stegastes partitus (bicolor damselfish)
Lineage: Eukaryota; Metazoa; Chordata; Actinopteri; Pomacentridae
Exons: 5
Coding region: 1415-2050 (211 amino acids)
Biological process (GO): positive regulation of tyrosine phosphorylation of STAT protein; cell surface receptor signaling pathway
Cellular component (GO): extracellular region
Molecular function (GO): cytokine activity
Source: RefSeq, a predicted model, not a curated record